Anopheles maculipalpis is the source of this 1196-nucleotide messenger RNA. It is a transcript of the gene beta3GalTII, whose product is annotated as beta-1,3-galactosyltransferase 6. Gene Ontology annotation, biological process: glycosaminoglycan biosynthetic process. The transcript has a single exon. Gene Ontology annotation, cellular component: membrane. NCBI's taxonomy places the organism in Eukaryota, Metazoa, Arthropoda, Insecta, Diptera, Culicidae. Gene Ontology annotation, molecular function: UDP-galactosyltransferase activity. The record is from RefSeq and is a predicted model, not a curated record. Bases 9 to 1196 code for a protein of 395 amino acids.
GGACGCGAAUGUCGUCAUUGCGUCGCACGAUGGCUCUCACGCGGUAUCAUCUGCACAAACGAACCUUUGUCGGGCUUGUGCCGCUAGUGUGCGCCUUCCUGUUCGGUAUGCUGCUAACGGCACUGAUUGCCAACACCAACCCGGCUUGUACGUCGACGGGCCGGGUGUACGAUCCGGAAAAUUCCUACUUUCUCAUACUGCUCAUCGUGACGGCGCCCGAAAACUUUGAGCGCCGGACAACGAUCCGCGAAACGUACCUGAACUUGCGGCCACGCAUGAUCAACGAAAGCUACCAGGACGAGCUGAUACACAUUCCACCGUACAAUGAACGGGGCCACGUACAGCACGAAUCAGUCCAAGUGCAGCGCACCCUGCUCGCCAACUAUCAAGCGUGGCUGCAGAAGCCGAUCAAAAACAUAAAGGUAAUUAAUUUCAAAAUUAAACCCCUAUUUGCGAUCGGCAUGCAUGGACAGCCUAAGAAUAUACGGCGAGCGAUCUAUGAGGAACAGCGCGUCUUUGGGGACAUUCUCGAGCUGGAAGAAUUGCAGGAUUCGUAUGCGAACUUAACAAGCAAGCUGCUGCACAGUAUGCAGAAGAUCGAUGCGAAGUAUGACUUCCGGUAUCUGGCCAAGCUGGACGACGAUACGUACGUUAAGUUGGACGUGUUGGCGGAAGAUUUGUUGAGCUAUUAUGAAAAGCUGCACCAGGUGCAGCAGAACACGAACAAAGCCCCGACGAUGGAGCUGUACUGGGGUUAUUUCCGUGGAGCUGCCACCAUACAAAAGCAUGGGGCGUGGCAGGAGAAAGAUUACACACUGUGCGAUCGGUACGGGCCGUACGCACUCGGAGGUGGUUAUGUGCUGUCGAGGGGAUUGGUGUCGUUCAUUGCUACCUAUGCCGACCAGCUGAGCAUGUACAAGAGUGAGGACAUUGCGGUCGGGACGUGGCUGGCACCGUUCCGUAACGUCCACCGGCGGCAUGACGUUCGAUUCGACACGGCAUGGGCACCGCGGGCCUGCAAGGAUUAUCAUAUGCUGCUACACAAACGUACCGCACGGCACAUGCGUGAUCUUUAUGCGGGGGAAAUGUGUACACACGAGGAGGACAAACCCCCGACAGGAAAUAACAAACUACCAAGAGAGUAUUUUUACGACUGGACGCAACCUCCGAGCGCGUGUUGCAAUACCGUAGUAUAG